GCAGAAGGCUGAAGUCAUCAAGGGAGUGAAUAGGUCCUGCACGCAAAGCAGAAAAGCGCUGAAACUGCGGAGAUUUACUUUGGUUCAGAUACGGCGAGCAGCAUGAGGAGGUGUCGGUUGUACAUCAAGACCUGCGGAACACUGCUGGGGAAUUACUUUAGUGAUUCCUAACAUUGAUUGAUUUUUUUGUUUUACUUUAUGCCAGUGUGCUUGUGUGUGUGUGUUUGUGUGUGUUUGCUACAGCUGAUGCUGAGCUGAAUAAGCGCGCCUGGCGCAGUAUCCACUCACACUGGGACGCACGGCGCAUCUCCACCAAAGGACAGGAAAGGGUACGCUAAUAUGGAGUUUGGACAAAAGGAUUUAACUUUUCAAGCUUCUUCAGUAUUCCACUAAAGCCUUCUUAGUAUUUUUACAGACAUACUGAUGUGUAACUCCGUUUUUCUGAUUGUGCGCAACAGAUGAAAGUGGAGGGGGGUUUUUAGCGCUUUGUCUUUUUUAAGAAAAUGUUCCCCGUCGCUGAAAGGAUAACGGACCUCUGACGAAGACUGGUUUUCUCAGCACAUAUGUGGACUCUAUCCAGGAUGUUACAGUCUAAACGGCCCAGGCAUCAUUGGGCCACGGUACGGUACAACCACCACAUAACACCACACAGCUGGGCUGCGUCCUGCUGCGUUUAGGAGUUUUUCGCGCUCCAACUUAAAUCUCCUUUAGGCGGGGAAAAACGUUAAAAAACAAAAACAAAACGUGUUUUGGUGAACAUUGACACUGGCUUUAAGAGUCUCAUUUCUGGGCUACUAUGCAAUUACAACUGAUCUCCUUUGUUCUGAUCAUCUGGAACUGCAUGGAUUACACUGGUUGUCAGUCGCACAGCAGCUCCAGGCACCGCCAGCACAAAGCGAUGACCGGUGCGAGCUCAGGGUGCCAGCAAGGUGGCUGCCUGACAUGCUCUGACUACAAUGGCUGUCUGUCCUGCAAGCCUCGUCUCUUCAUGCAUUUGGAGAGGAUUGGGAUGAAGCAGAUCGGGGUGUGCAUGACUUCCUGUCCUCUUGGCUUUUACGGCACUCGAUCCCCAGAGAGAAACACCUGUACAAAGUGCAGAUCAGAGUGUGACUCAUGCUUUAACAAGAACUUCUGCACCCGCUGCCGAGCAGGGUUCUACCUUCACCUGGGCAAGUGCCUGGACAGCUGUCCCGUGGGCAUGGUCCACAAUGACGCACAGAGGGAGUGUGUUCCCAGAUGCUCUGCAGAGUGUGAGCUAUGUGUGAACAGCGACACAUGUACACGUUGUCGGCCAGGCCUUUAUCAGCUGGAGGGAAGUUGCUACCACAUCUGUCCAGAUGACUAUGAGCCCAAUGACAAACUAAUGGAGUGCACAUCGCAAGUGCACUGUGAGGUGGGUGAGUGGAGCGAGUGGAGCCCCUGCUCCAGAUCGGGCAGAACCUGUGGCUUCAGACGAGGCCAGGAGACCCGCACAAGACAGGUCCUGCAGUAUCCAUCUCCUUUUGGCAAUCCCUGCCCUGAGAUCUCUGAGGUCAAAGACUGUCUGGUCAAGAAGAAGAGAUGUCCAGGAGCACAGAGGAAGACCGACCGAAAAGAGAGGAGGAAUCGCAACAACCGCAAAGACAAGGAGAGCCAAGAGGGCCGGAGGGAGAGGAAGAGGGAGCGGGAGCGGAACAGGGACGCGAGUGAAGACUCUGAUAACAGGAACAAAACAGAGCACAGACACCGAAGAGGCCACGACUCACAAACAGUCUCUCCUAAAGACAGCCUUGUGCAAUAAAGCUGGGGACAAACGACGACAUCCUUUGGUUGUCUUCCCAUCCUUCCUGUUCCAUGGCAUCUCCCCCUCACCCAUUAUCUCGCCCCUCUUUGACCCCUCUUUACAGGGGUGUUGCUGCUACUUGUAUGGGUUUAACAGGCCGUUUUUACAUCAGCAUUAUGGGGCACAUUCAUAGACUAUAAAAAAGCCCUUUUGAUCUCAAAAACUGCAUCAUUACCGCUCAAAGUGUCUCAUGUGAAAGCUUUAAGGAACACUGGUGUUGGGAAACUGGGAAUGGUCUGUGACUGCAGAGGACUGUCAUACAGACUGACUAGGAUAGAGACAUAUGUGCUUGUUCAUAUGGUUAUUUAAUGGAGCUUCGGUAUAAUAUUGUGCAUCCUUGGUCCCAAAUGUAGAUUUUAUAGCAUUACAGUGCUUUGCAAAAGUAUUAAUUCCUGCUGAUUAUUGUUUUGCAUUUUAUCCCAUUACAAUCAUAAACUUAAAUGUAUUUUGUAGACAUUUUAUGUCCUACACCAACACACAGUGGUACAUAAGUGUGAAAUGGAAUGAAAAGGAUCCAUUGUUUUCCAUUUUUUUUUCUACAAAUAAAAAUCUGAAUACUGCAAUUUGCAUUUGCAUUCAGGCCCUUUUAAUCUAUUAUGUCUUACUAAAAUCUAGCACAACCAAUCACCUUCAGAGGUCAUCUAUUUUGUAAGUAAACUCCGACUGUGUGUAAUUUAAUCUGAUUACAAUACAACUGUUCUGUGAAGGUUUGUUGGAGAACGUUAGGGAACAAACAGCGUUAUGAAGACCAAGGAACACCGAAGACAGGUCAGGAAUUAAGUUGUAGAAAAGUUUAUAAAAGGGUAUCGCAAGCUUUAAAAAUCAUGUGAUGCACUGUUCAAUUCACCAUUUAAAAAUUGGAAGACUAUGGCACAACUGCAAACCUCCCAAUGGCUAUGCACCUAAAACGGCUGUGCAAGGAGAGCAUCUAUCCAAAAAGCAGCAUAGAGGCCCAUGGUAACUCUGGAGGAGCUGCAGAGAUCCAGGGAUCAGGUGAGAAAUAUGUCAUCUGACAACUCUUAGUCACACAAUAGACAAAUCUGGCCUUGAUGGAUGAGUGGCAAGUAGAUAACCAUGGUUGAAACAAAGCCAUGAGGAGUCCCGUUUAACGCUAACCCUCAGGCAUGUAGCAGACACAGCAGACAUGAUAAAAGGAUGUGGUUGGAUGUGGCCAAGGUUUUAUGCUACAUACAAAAUGCUAUGCCUGGAAAUGAGAGGACAUCAACCCUGAAGACACCAUAUCCUUGAUUAGUCAUUGUGACAGCAUAUGCAUGGACAGGAACAUUGAUCAGACUUGAUGGGAAGAUGGAUGGAGCUAGAUAUAAUGCAGCUGUCUAGGAAAACCUGUUAGCAGACUAGAGACUGGGGCAGAGGCAUUUUUAAACAAAAAUUGAAAACAACCUAUCCUUUACAACAUCCUUCACAAUUACUCACCCCUCAUUGUUCUGUCACAGAAAAUCAGAAUAAAAAAUAUGGACGUUUGUGCUUGUAAUGUGACAAAAUGUGACAAAGUUCAAGGCAUAUGAAUACUUCUGCAAUACACUGUGUGAAGCAGUUUUUUAUUGUUGUGUAGAUCUAUCUGGUGCGAAUUUUGUAAAGAACAAAAUAUGAGUUUUAGCUCUUGCCAGCUUCAUACUGACAGAUGUAGGGAAAGCUGAGUGCUGUGUCAAAAACUGAAAUAUGUACAUGUGUGAUGAAAGCAACGUUUAUGCAGAAAAGUGCUAAAUCUUCUGGAUCUGUUUUUUUUCUCCCCUUUUUUGUGAAUGGAUUCUGUGCUCCAAACAAAACUGCUCAUCAAACAAACCAAAAAAAAAAAAAAAACUGUAUGUAAAAUAAAGCUGUAAUGGUUUCUA
Messenger RNA from Girardinichthys multiradiatus, 3675 nucleotides. It is a transcript of the gene rspo3, whose product is annotated as R-spondin 3. NCBI's taxonomy places the organism in Eukaryota, Metazoa, Chordata, Actinopteri, Cyprinodontiformes, Goodeidae. The record is from RefSeq and is a predicted model, not a curated record. The coding region runs from base 797 to 1780 and encodes 327 amino acids. The transcript is spliced from 6 exons.